Sebastes umbrosus (honeycomb rockfish) is the source of this 1968-nucleotide messenger RNA. RefSeq names its product basic helix-loop-helix transcription factor scleraxis-like. The transcript is spliced from 3 exons. Lineage: Eukaryota; Metazoa; Chordata; Actinopteri; Perciformes; Sebastidae. The record is from RefSeq and is a predicted model, not a curated record. The coding region runs from base 622 to 1269 and encodes 215 amino acids. Gene Ontology annotation, molecular function: protein dimerization activity; DNA-binding transcription factor activity, RNA polymerase II-specific; RNA polymerase II transcription regulatory region sequence-specific DNA binding. Gene Ontology annotation, biological process: regulation of transcription by RNA polymerase II; developmental process.
CAGACAGCAGGCACACGUGGAGCAAAGAGGCCGGGAGAGAGAAGGACGUGGAGAGAGAGAGAGAGAGAGAGAGAGAGAGAGAGAGAGACUGUAAAACUGCUGCCACAGACUGGGAGUAGUUUUUGCUGUUGGGAUUGAAACAGACAAAUAUAGAAACAAAGGACCAACAAAGAGGUUUAGAGAAGAAAAAGAAGACAAAAUCAACAGCCAUUUGACUUCUACGUGCCAUUUUAAAUUUGGCUUUCUUCCAAAGGAUUAGCAGAAAGAAGAACUGACCUUUGGGAUGUGAAGUGUUUUUGUAUAAACUAAGAGAGAAAAACACAGCAGUUCUGAGGUCAAGUCGCUCUUGACCACUGACUAAGGAUCAACUCGCUGAUCUUUUAAACCAAGCUCUGCAUCAUAAGAGCUACAUCUGACUCACCUGGCUUCACUCAUUUUGUAAAGAAGAGAAGUUUUGGGGUAAAGUAAAGAUUUAAAGGGUGGGCGCCUUCAGUCAGCAACAUCAGCAGAAAAUUUGCCAACAACUUCCGAUAACAAACUUGCAAACGUUACUAGUUGAACCUCAACAAGUGGAAGUCUCACAAGGAUUGACCAGUAGCUGACAGAGCGUUAACGGUGAAGAUGACAUUCGCCAUGCUGCGCACGGCGCCUCCCGCAGGCCGCUUCUUGUACGGCGACAUCGCCCUCCUCUCCGAAGACGACGACGAGAACGGGAGCGAGGGGUCAGGCUCCGAGGAGCGAACCACCAACUCCUCCAACUUCCGCCUGUCCUCCUCAUCGCCAUCUGCCUUUCACAUCAAGAUGAACAGGAAGAGGAAGCUGUGUGGGGCAGGAGGCGGCGGAGGGCUAGACGUGGGGGCCAUGAUGGGGAGGCUCAUCCCCCCGGGGUCUCCCCCCCUUCCCGAGGGUCGCCAGAGGAACGCAGCCAACGCGCGGGAGAGAGAUCGCACCAAUUCUGUCAACACGGCUUUCACAGCGCUGCGCACACUCAUCCCCACCGAGCCUGCAGACAGGAAGCUGUCGAAGAUCGAGACACUACGUCUGGCCAGCAGCUACAUCAGCCACCUGGGGAACGUCCUGCUCCUGGGCGAGGGGCUUCACGAUGGACAACCGUGCCACGCUCCCUCACCACCGUUCUUCCACGUUAACUCCUCCCCCAACCGAGGAUCUGACCAAUCAGCUCAGCCGAAGCACAUCUGUACUUUCUGCCUCAGCAACCAGAGGAAAAUGAACAAAGACAGAGACCGGAAGACGGCCAUCAGAAGUUAGCAAUGAGGACACAAACCACACGGAUGAAAUGCAGUGAUUUCACUGCAACUUGAAGACUUAUCAGACUUGUGAUGCAUUUCAAAAGACUUUUUGAAGGGCUUUUUUUAGCACUUCCAGGACUUUUCAAGGAACUUUUAACCAAGCAUUUCUUUUUUUCUUACUUUUUUAUAUAGCUUUACAAGAACUUUUUACUUUUUAGGGUGUUUUCAAAUAUGUUUGAAACACUUCUGAAACUACUUUUUUUAAAGGGCUUUCACAUGCUUAUCAAGACCAUGACGAACCUUUCAACAACAUUUAUAAGAGACUUUUUACUGUAUUGUUCAAAGACUCCGUGACUCUUUGUUCAGAGUCUAAGGAACUUGUGGCACAUGAUCGAAAAACACACAGCUUUUGAUGAAUACAAUUUUGUCUUUCAUAGGUUCUGUGUGUUAUUAAUGUGUAAACUGAAAUAUAAAUGUAUAUUUAUAUGACAUAACAUUAUAUAAUGAAACUAUGUUAUUUAACCGGCAUUGACAUUCAUGACAAAUAAUGUAUAAAGGUGCAAAAUAUUGGCUAUUGACACAAUUUAUGGCAUUAGACAAAAAAAAAGAACAUGCUGGAACUUUAGUGGUAUUGGUUAUUUCUGAUGAUCAUCUCUGAAAAUGUCCUAAUGCUGGAAAAUAACUCAAGAUGACCAAUAAAUUGUUUGUAUAUCUGGGA